This is a messenger RNA of Phoenix dactylifera (date palm), 1775 nucleotides long. NCBI's taxonomy places the organism in Eukaryota, Viridiplantae, Streptophyta, Magnoliopsida, Arecales, Arecaceae. The record is from RefSeq and is a predicted model, not a curated record.
CUCAUCAGUGGACCCAUUUUUCCAAUUUGCACGGGUUUCUGUCGACGUGUUCCUGUGAGCCUCGGAACCCGGACCAGGAUACAAUGAGCGGCUCGACGGAGAGGGGGAGGAAGGACAAAGGGAGCUCCCUCGCGAACUCCGAAAAAGACGUCGAGGCUCUCCUCCGCGCCGCCCAGGACGACCUCCUCCUCAAGCUCCGCGUCGACUCCCACCCGAUUUCCUCCCACCCCUCCUCUUCCUUCUCUGCCUCCUCCGCCGCCUCCGCCGGCUUGAACCCCGACCUGGUCCAUCGCUUGGAGGCCCUCAAAUCGAACCCUCCUCCCUCCCCGGCGGCGCCGCCGCCCCCACCCUCCAAACCCGCUGAGAAAGGAGCAGUAGCAGCGGCAGCAACGGAAGGCGGUGAUGAUGAGUGGGGGAGGAUCCUCGGGGUCGAUUUGGCGGCGCGGUUCGCCGCCCUCAAGGGCUCUUCCUCGGGGCACAAUCCAGGGUUCCAGCGACCGGAUCUGGUGCCGAAUCUUGGAGAUUCCAAUGACGAAGCCGGCGCCGUCACCGAUGGCGAUGAUGGAGCUUCGGAGAAGGAGGUGGAGAAGGUGAUGCAAUGGGCUAUGGACGCAGCUCGCCUUGAUCCUUUGAAAAGCGACAAGGAUGGUGAUGAUGAUGUUGACGGGGUAAAUACUGAUGAUGAUGAUGAAAAGGAGGAGGAGGAGGAGGAUUUGAAUGAGAAGAAGAGGAAGGAGAUGAACAAAGGGAAGCCCAAAAAGUGGUUUUUCUUCUGAUUGGUUUGUUCUAGGUACUGAAGCUAUGAAAUUUGAGAUGGAAGUAGCCGAGGCUUAUUCUCUAUAUGCCUAACAAGUGUGCCCCUGUUAACCAAGAAGAUGGCAAGUUACAAUAAAAAAAUGCAACCCGUACAAUUUGAACUGAAAAAUGCUUAUGGCAAGGAAAGGUUGAUACCAAAAGAUCAGAUCAGUUGUUUACAAUUAUCACGCAUGUUUCAAGAAUUUUUGGGUGAACCAAUUGAUUGUAACUCAUUCGAGAUGAUAGACAUGUUAUAGAGAUCAUCGCUUUUCUAUUGCUAUGUACGUUCCUUUAAAAACUGAUGGAGAUGUGUUGAGAAUGUUUAGAGACUUAGGUGAUGGUCAUAAAAUUCAUAUAUACUCUCUGUCUAACAUAUUGGGUGGCACCCCUUGUGUCUCUGACGCUUGCUCUUCUACUUCUCCAAUACCUUGUGUCUCUGAUGCUUGUUCUUCUACUUCACCACCUCGGGUCUCUGAUGCCUGUACUUCAAUCCGUCGACCCAUGCCCAGGUGAUCCAAUCGAUUGGCUAAAUAUAAUGCUUCUACUUCUCGGAGGCAUUAGCUAAGCCUCAAAGUUUGGCCAUAUCAUGCCAGUUGCCAAGAUGCGUCAGUUUGGUUCUCACAAGAUGGACAGAUGAAUGUUUGUGGAUUAGGAAGAUAGCUUUUGUCUGAGUUACAUACUUGAAGUUGACUGGUUGGACUUUAUGUGAAGAGAAUGUAGCUGUUUAUUGCAACUUCUGUGUUUAAAGUAGUUUGCACAGUUUGGGAAGGAUCUUUUACUUUUUAGAUGCUAUUCAUAUCAAUUUGGUUAAUAAUCUAGUUAUCCGAGAGGGACAAUUAAAUUAAAGUGUUGUAUCUAAAAUAUCCUGUGUUUUCUCUCUCCAGGGUCAUGUAUCUAUAUAAUUGUGCGAGCAUAUAGUUUCUACUUAUGGUCCUAAUAAUAUGGUUGCUGCUUUAUUCCUAACUGCAGUGUUCUGAUUA